This is a messenger RNA of Phyllotreta striolata, 1212 nucleotides long. The record is from the annotation of a GenBank genome assembly. NCBI's taxonomy places the organism in Eukaryota, Metazoa, Arthropoda, Insecta, Coleoptera, Chrysomelidae.
UAAAUUUGUACUCAUGUAUUUACUUAUAUUAGAGCUAUUAAAUAUCGGUUAUCCAUAUCUACUAAUUUAUUCUUAUCUCGACAUGCUUUUAAAUAAAUUACCACAUCAAAUAAAUUAGGAAUCAACCAAUUCAGAAAGAGUGUGGUGUAAAGUAAAUUUGUAGAUAAUUCAGUUGAUUUGUGAAAGUCGCGAAGGUUCGGUUCAUUCGAGUCUAUUGCUUUAGAUUUGUUUCAAUUAUGUCAGAAAAGAAGAUUGGAAUUAUUGGAAGCGGGUUGAUAGGCAGAUCAUGGGGCAUGAUAUUCGCUGCGGCAGGUUGGCGAGUUUCGCUGUACGACAUCGAGCCCAAGCAAAUCGAGACUGCCCUCGCUGAUAUCAAUCAGCAACUAAAGACUUUGGAAAAGGAGAAACUACUAAGAGGAACUCUUAGUGCGGAUCAGCAAUUCGCUCUAAUUUCAGGCACUACUAAAUUGGUCGAAUGCGUCAAAAAUGCAACGAUGCUUCAGGAAUGCGUUCCGGAAGUCUUGGAAUUAAAAAAGAAAGUAUGGAAGCAAGUUGACGAAGUCAUGGAUGACUCUACCAUAUUAUCUAGUUCCACAUCAACUUUUUUGCCAUCCCUAAUAAGCGAGGAAUUAAAACACAAGAAAAACUUCCUAGUUUCGCAUCCCGUGAAUCCCCCUUACUACGUUCCAGUGAUAGAAGUCGUUCCAGCUCCUUGGACCGAUUCAGAUGUAGCCAAAAAAACCCGCUCCAUAUGGGAAGAAGUCGGGCAAACUCCGGUAUCGCUAACGAAAGAAGUACCCGGUUUCAUCAUUAAUAGGCUCCAGUACGCGAUUCUAAACGAAACCUGGCAUUUGGUCACCGAAGGCGUAUUGGACGUUAAAGAUAUAGAUAAAAUUAUGUCCGAUGGUUUGGGAAUGAGAUACGCUUUCUUGGGUAUGCUCGAGACAACCCAUCUGAACGAGCACGGUUUCAUAAACUAUUGCAAAAGAUACGCCGAUACCAUCUACGCUGUCAGCAAAGAUUUCAAACCGCCCUGCAAGUUCGAAGGUCCACAUGUGCCUGUAAUUGGAAAGCAAUUGGAGUCGGAUGUGCCUUUAGAUAAGCUACAGGAGAGAAGAAACUGGAGAGACUUGGCAUUGACUAAGCUGAGUCAACUAAAGAAAGAUAUGAACAAACUUAAGUAGUAGCAGAAUGUGCCUUAUUUUGAUAUAA